CCGACCCGUUCGUCGUACCCUUCGGAGGAGCCGCAUCCUUCGAGCCCCGGCUUCCAAUCCCGGCCGAAAUUUUCCGCUCAUUGCCGAACUAUGCGUGGUGCGAGAUGGUGUGUUCUCUGACCAACAAUAACAACAACAACGCAAGUGGAAAGAGCUGCACGGACACGGAGCCCUGCACGAACUUGCAGUCUCGUUCGAGCCCCGAGGCGCAGCCAGCCGAGACGAACAUGUCGUCGUUGAGCGACGCUCACAGGCGGAACAGCCACUUGGAGGGCGACAGAAGUUCGUCGGCGGGUUCAUCUCUGGGCUCGUGUUCGCCGCCUCCGGCGUCCAGCCACUCGCCACCGCCGCCGCGGCCGCCCUGGCUCCACGAUUUUCAUGCGGCGGCCGCGCCUCACGUUCUCCAAUUUCUGAAUCUAAGCGCCGCUGGCGGAAGCAUGCUGGCUAGCCAACCGCUGGCAGCGUUGCACUCGAUGGCCGAGCGAAGUCAUCACCAGCAGCAACAUCAUCAGCAGCAGCACCAUCAGCAGCAGCAGCAACAACAUCAGCAGCAGCAACAGCAGCAGCAGCAGCAGCAGCAACAGCAGCAGCAGGUGCAUCAUCAGGGGCAGCAACAAGCAGCCGGGAUACAACUGCCGAGAAUCAGCGUGCCGUUGUCCACCAUCACUCAGGGGCAGACCUCGCCUACCGGAAGCGGAAAGCACAGCCCCGCGACUUCCAUCACCUCCGUCGGUAGCAAUCCGCAUGGCAUCGACACGAUACUAUCGCGGCCGGCGGCUACGCAUCCUCAGGCGCCCGUGUCCGCUGCACACGCCGCGCUCCAGCCGACGCCGCACCCCCAGCACAUGACCGCGCCAAGGUACGGGAUGCACGCGGGAUUCACUGCAUCGUCCGGUAUCGGGCAAUUUCAACAAAGAACGGAGCCACGGCAUCCUGCUGUCUAUUGGCCAGGUCUUCAGGGAUUAGUCAGUGAUCCCCUGGGAUGGCGAGCAAGACUACACACACGUGAGUGUUCCUUUUCUCUCUCUCGAUAUAUAUAUAUAUAUAUAUAUAUAUAUAUAUAUAUAUUUCGCUACGUGGCAAAUGUAUGCAACGUAUUACACAGAACAGAGAUUGUUCACGACGUUUUGCAAAUAAGAAAGAAUUUCGUAACGCGAGAGAGUUUCGUAUUCGUAUUACACGGUGGAUGA
Frieseomelitta varia is the source of this 1190-nucleotide messenger RNA. Its product is annotated as DNA N6-methyl adenine demethylase-like. NCBI's taxonomy places the organism in Eukaryota, Metazoa, Arthropoda, Insecta, Hymenoptera, Apidae. Bases 105 to 1190 code for a protein of 361 amino acids. The record is from RefSeq and is a predicted model, not a curated record. The transcript has 2 exons.